Sorex araneus (European shrew) is the source of this 6205-nucleotide messenger RNA. RefSeq names its product cadherin related 23 (gene CDH23). Lineage: Eukaryota; Metazoa; Chordata; Mammalia; Eulipotyphla; Soricidae. Gene Ontology annotation, biological process: homophilic cell-cell adhesion. The record is from RefSeq and is a predicted model, not a curated record. The transcript has 35 exons. Gene Ontology annotation, cellular component: plasma membrane; catenin complex; cell-cell junction. The coding region runs from base 507 to 5747 and encodes 1746 amino acids. Gene Ontology annotation, molecular function: cadherin binding; calcium ion binding.
ACAUCACGGUGCUGGACGAGAAUGACAACAGCCCCCGGUUCGACGUCACCUCCGACUCGGCGGUCAGCGUGCCAGAGGACUGUCCCAUCGGCCAGCGUGUGGCCACAGUCAAGGCCCGGGACCCCGACGCUGGCAGCAACGGGCAGGUGGUCUUCUCCCUGGCCUCGGGCAACAUCGCAGGAGCCUUUGAGAUCAUCACCAGCAACGACUCCGUCGGGGAAGUGUUUGUGGCCAGGCCCCUGGACAGAGAAGAGCUGGACCACUACAUCCUCAAGGUUGUGGCCUCCGACCGAGGCAGCCCCCCACGGAAGAAGGACCACGUCCUACAGGUGACCAUCCUGGAUGUCAACGACAACGCCCCAGUGAUCGAGAGCCCGUUUGGCUACAACGUCAGCGUGAACGAGAACGUGGGCGGGGGCACCGCCGUGGUCCAGGUGAGAGCCACGGACCGUGACAUCGGCAUCAACAGCGUCCUGUCCUACUACAUCACCGCGGGCAACGACGACAUGACCUUCCGCAUGGACCGCAUCAGCGGGGAGAUCGCCACGCGCCCCGCCCCGCCCGACCGGGAGCGCCAGAGCUUCUACCACCUGGUGGUCACCGUGGAGGACGAGGGCACCCCCACUCUGUCGGCCACCACCCACGUGUACGUGACCAUCGUGGACGAGAAUGACAACGCGCCCGUGUUCCAGCAGCCCCACUAUGAGGUCGUGCUGGAUGAGGGCCCGGACACGGUCAACACCAGUCUCGUCACCGUCCAAGCACUGGACCUGGACGAGGGGCCCAAUGGCACGGUGACCUAUGCCAUCGUCGGGGGCAACAUCAUCAACACCUUCCACAUCAACAGACGCACGGGCGUCAUCAGCGCCGCCAAGGAGUUGGACUAUGAGAUCAGCCAUGGCCGCUACACCCUGCUGGUGACCGCCACGGACCAGUGUCCCAUCCCGUCACGCCGCCUCACCUCCACCACCACGGUGCUCGUAAACGUGAACGACAUCAAUGACAACGUACCCACCUUCCCCCGAGGCUACGAGGGGCCGUUCGACGUCACCGAGGGCCAGCCGGGGCCCCGUGUGUGGACAUUCCGUGCCCACGACCGCGACUCAGGUCCCAACGGGCAGGUGGAAUACAGCAUCGUGGACGGAGACCCUCUUGGGGAGUUCCUCAUCUCCCCCGUGGAGGGGGUGCUGCGGGUCCGGAAGGACGUGGAGCUGGACCGGGAGGCCAUCGCCUUCUACAACCUGACCAUCUGCGCCAGGGACAGGGGGGUGCCCCCACUCAGCUCCACGAUGCUGGUGGGCGUCCGGGUGCUGGACAUCAACGACAACGACCCGGUGCUGCUGAACCUGCCCAUGAACGUCACCCUCAGCGAGAGCAGCCUGGUGGCCAGCUUCGUCACCCGGAUCCUGGCCAGUGACGCGGACAGCGGCUGCAACGCCCUCCUCACCUUCAACAUCACCGCGGGCAACCGGGAACGGGCCUUCGCCAUCAACGCCACGACAGGAGUGGUCACCGUGAACCGGCCGCUGGACCGCGAGCGCAUCCCCGAGUACAAGCUGACCAUCUCCGUGAAGGACAAUCCGGAGAACCCCCGCAUCGCCAGGAGGGACUUCGACGUGCUGCUCAUCCUUCUGGCGGACGAGAACGACAACCACCCCCUGUUCACGGAGAGCACGUACCAGGCCGAGGUGAUGGAGAACUCGCCCGCAGGAACCCCCCUCACGGUGCUUAACGGGCCCAUCCUGGCCCUGGACGCAGACCUGGACGUCUACGCCGUGGUGACCUACCAGCUGCUGGGCACUCACAGUGGCCUCUUCGACAUCGACAACAGCACAGCUGUGGUGACCGUGAGGCCGGGCGUGGUCAUCGACCGGGAGGCCUUCUCGCCCCCCGUGCUCGGGCUGCUGCUGCUGGCCGAGGACGUGGGGCUCCUCAACGGCACCGCGGACCUGUUCGUCACCAUCCUUGAUGACAAUGACAACCGGCCCACCUUCAGCCCUGCCGCCCUCACCGUCCACCUGCUGGAGAACUGCCCACCGGGCUUCUCCGUCCUUCAGGUCACAGCCACGGACGAGGACAGCGGCCUCAAUGGGGAGCUUGUCUACCGCAUCGAGGCCGGCGCUCAGGACCGCUUCAUCAUCCACCCGGCCACCGGGCUCAUCCGCGUGGGCAAUGCCACCAUCGACCGGGAGGAGCAGGACUCCUACCGGCUGACCAUCGUGGCCACCGACCGCGGCACUGUUCCUCUCUCGGGCACGGCCAUCGUCACCAUCCUCAUCGAUGACAUCAAUGACUCCCGUCCCGAGUUCCUGAACCCCAUUCAGACGGUGAGCGUGCUGGAGUCGGCCGAGCCCGGCACCGUCAUCGCCAACGUCACCGCCAUCGACCGGGACCUCAACCCCAAGCUCGAGUACCACAUCAUUGGCAUCGUGGCCAAGGAUGACACGGACCGCCUGGUGCCCGACCAGGAAGACGCUUUUGCUGUCAAUGUGAACACAGGGUCUGUGAUGGUGAAGUCCCCGCUGAACCGGGAGCUGGUGGCCACCUAUGAGGUCACACUCUCAGUCAUCGACAAUGCCAGCGACCUCCCCGAGCGCUCGGUCAGCGUGCCCAAUGCCAAGCUGACCGUCAACAUCCUGGAUGUGAAUGACAACACGCCCCAGUUCAAACCCUUCGGCAUCACCUACUACACGGAGCGGAUCCUGGAGGGGGCCACCCCGGGCACCACACUCAUCGCCGUGGCAGCCGUGGACCCCGACAAGGGCCUCAAUGGCCUGAUCACCUACAGCCUGCUGGAUGUGGUCCCCCCAGGCUCUGUCCAGCUGGAGGACUCCUCAGCGGGGAAGGUCAUUGCCAACCACACGGUGGACUACGAGGAGGUCCACUGGCUCAACUUCACUGUGAGGGCCUCGGACAAUGGCUCCCCGCCCCGGGCAGCGGAGAUCCCCGUGUACCUGGAGAUCGUGGACGUCAACGACAACAACCCCAUCUUCGAGCAGCCGUCCUACCAGGAAUCUGUCUUCGAGGAUGUCCCUGUGGGCACUGUCAUCCUGACUGUCACUGCCACAGACGCCGACUCGGGCAACUUUGCUCUCAUCGAGUACAGCCUCGGGGACGGAGAGGGCAAGUUUGCCAUCAACCCCACGACGGGUGACAUCUACGUGCUGGCCUCUCUGGACCGGGAGAAGAAGGACCACUAUAUCCUGACUGCUUUGGCCAGAGACAACCCGGGAGACAUAGCCAGCAACCGCCGAGAGAAUUCAGUGCAGGUGGUGAUCCAGGUGUUGGAUGUCAAUGACUGCCGGCCACAGUUCUCCAAGCCCCAGUUUAGCACAAGCGUGUAUGAGAACGAGCCGGCGGGCACCUCGGUCAUCACCAUGCUGGCCACUGACCAGGAUGAGGGCUCCAAUGGGGAGCUGACUUACUCACUGGAGGGCCCUGGAGUGGAGGCCUUCCACGUGGACAUGGACUCUGGCCUGGUCACCACAAAGCGCCCGCUGCAGUCCUAUGAGAGGUUCAACCUGACCGUGGUGGCCACGGAUGGCGGGCAGCCCCCACUCUGGGGUACCAGCAUGCUCCUGGUGGAGGUCAUCGAUGUCAAUGACAACCGCCCGGUCUUCGUGCGUCCGCCCAAUGGCACCGUCCUGCACAUCAGAGAGGAGAUCCCACUGCGCUCCAACGUGUACGAGGUGUAUGCCACGGACAAGGAUGAGGGCCUCAACGGGGCGGUGCGCUACAGCUUCCUGAAGACGGCGGGCAACCGGGACUGGGAGUACUUCACCAUCGACGCCAUCAGCGGCCUCAUCCAGACAGCCCAGCGCCUGGACCGUGAGACGCAGGCUGUGUACAGUCUCAUCCUGGUGGCCAGCGAUCUGGGCCAGCCCGUGCCAUAUGAGACCAUGCAGCCGCUGCAGGUGGCUCUGGAGGACAUUGACGAUAAUGAACCCCUCUUCGUGAGGCCACCGAGAGGCAGCCCCCAGUACCAGCUGCUGACUGUGCCCGAGCACUCGCCGCGUGGCACCCUCGUGGGCAACGUGACGGGCGCCGUGGACGCUGAUGAGGGCUCCAAUGCCAUCGUGUACUACUUCAUCGCAGCUGGCAACGAAGAGAAGAACUUCCAGCUGCAGCCUGAUGGCCGCCUGCUGGUGCUGCGGGACCUGGACCGGGAGCAGGAGGCUGUCUUCUCCUUCAUCGUCAAGGCCUCCAGCAAUCGCAGCUGGACCCCGCCCCGGGGGCCCUUCCCAGCCCUGGACCUGGUGGCUGACCUCUCCCUGCAGGAGGUGCGCGUGGUGCUGGAGGACAUCAACGACCAGCCCCCGCGCUUCACCAAGGCUGAGUACACUGCAGGCGUGGCCACAGACGCCAAGAUGGGCUCGGAGUUGAUCCAGGUGCUGGCCCUCGAUGCAGACAUUGGCAACAACAGUCUUGUCUUCUACAGCAUCCUGGCCAUCCACUACUUCCGGGCCCUCGCCAACGACUCCGAGGAUGUGGGCCAGGUCUUCACCAUGGGGCAUGUGGACGGGAUCCUGCGCACCUUCGACCUCUUCAUGGCCUACAGCCCUGGCUACUUCGUGGUGGACAUCGUGGCCCGGGACCUGGCCGGUCACAACGACACGGCCAUCAUUGGCAUCUACAUUCUGCGGGAUGACCAGCGCGUGAAAAUCGUCAUUAAUGAGAUCCCCGACCGUGUGCGGGGCUUCGAGGAGGAGUUCAUCCGCCUGCUGUCCAAUAUCACGGGGGCCAUUGUCAACACGGACGACGUGCAGUUCCACGUGGACAAGAAGGGUCGGGUAAACUUCGCGCAGACGGAACUGCUCAUCCACGUGGUCAACCGCGACACCAACCGCAUCCUGGAUGUGGACCGGGUCAUCCAGAUGAUCGACGAGAACAAGGAGCAGCUGCGGAACCUCUUCCGGAACUACAACGUCCUGGAUGUGCAGCCCGCCAUCUCCGUGCGGCUGCCCGAGGACAUGUCCACGCUGCAGAUGGCGAUCAUCGUCCUGGCCAUUCUCCUCUUCCUGGCGGCCAUGCUCUUCAUCCUCAUGAACUGGUACUACAGGACCGUACACAAGAGGAAACUCAAGGCCAUCGUGGCCGGCUCAGCAGGGAAUCGCGGCUUCAUCGACAUCAUGGACAUGCCCAACACCAACAAGUAUUCCUUUGACGGGGCCAACCCCGUGUGGCUGGACCCCUUCUGCCGGAACCUGGAGCUGGCUGCACAGGCCGAGCACGAGGACGACCUGCCAGAGAACCUGAGUGAGAUCGCAGACCUGUGGAACAGCCCGACCAGAACCCACGGAACUUUUGGCCGUGAGCCUGCAGCGGUGAAGCCUGAUGAGGACCGGUACCUGCGUGCAGCCAUCCAGGAGUACGACAACAUUGCCAAGCUGGGCCAGAUCAUCCGGGAGGGGCCCAUCAAGCUGAUCCAGACGGAGCUGGACGAGGACGCGGGGGAACGCAGCCCGGGCCAGGGCAGCCUGCGCUUCCGCCACAAGCCGCCCACGGAGCUCAAGGGGCCCGACGGGAUGCAGCUGGCGCACGGCAGCACAGGCACGCUGCUGGCCACUGACCUCAACAGCCUGCCCGAGGACGACCAGAGAGGCCUGGGCCGCUCGCUGGAGACGCUGACGGCGGCCGAGGCCAGCGCCUUGGAGCGUAACGCCCGCACCGAGUCGGCCAAAUCCACGCCCCUGCACAAGCUCCGGGACGUGAUCAUGGAGAGCCCCCUGGAGAUCACGGAGCUGUAGCUGCAGGGGGCCGGGCCCAGGGACCCCACACCUGCGCACAGCUCCCCCCUGCCAGACGCUCGUGCAGCAUCUGAUCUCUACUUCAUAAAAUCGGUUAUUUUUUUAAGAAAAUCAAAAAUGUUCAGUGUCUAAGGACAGGGAAGGAAUCUCACCGGGGUCCCCGAGUGCCGACUGCUGGUUCCGUCCUGAUGGGGGCCAUGUGGGACCCGUCUGCCCGCCCUCUGCGUGGGAGCUCCGUGGGGGCCGCCACGCCAUCCUCGCCCCACAGGACACGCUCAAGCCCCCUCCCCGCGGCUCAGAGCAGACUGUCCCCCAGUCUCCGCUGUAGCGUGUUCGUGUACCCCCCCUCCGCGAUUUCAGUUAGUCCUUCGACAGCCCUCCCUUGGUUCUGCUGAACUGUUAUCACUGAAUGUUUCUGGAAUGGUCUGAAUUUCAAAAAGAAAAGCACCUCACAAGGA